UUGACUUGCACCAACUUCGACGCAAAUUGUCGUUGGCGAAACGUGGAUGGUGUAUUCGUCGACGAAUUAGAUUGGUAUCAAGGUUCGGGAGAAUUAGAUGAGGCAAGAUUGGCUGUAGCAACAGCGACUCAUGUGAUGCCAGAUGGUGCUUAUGCGAUUGCCGCCACUGAUAUGGUGCAAUUUGCUGGAGUCAAGGCGGUUUUGGUGUCGGACACUAUUUCGUGUCAAAUUGGUGAUGGAGAGAUUAGAUUUAUGUGAGUUUGGGCCUGAUUUCUUUUCCUGAAACCCUUUGAACAAAAAUUUCAGGUACUGGACAUCUCCCGAAGUCCAACUCAAAGUCUGUGUCAAAAAAAUGGCCAAAGUCUAUCCAGACUUUGAUUUCUGCAGGUAAAGCAAAGGCCCAUCGUAAAUUAAUGGAAAAUUCCAGAAUUUUCAGCGCUCCCAUCGAUAAAAAUGACCCGGGCCCGGUGUUUGUCACCAUCCCCGAUCAAGGACCAGUACCUUUUCAGAUUUAUAUCAUCGCCGAUCAUUUCACAUUCAAUUCAGAGAACUUGAAAGGUGGGGGAUUCUAGAGGAUGAAUAAUAUAUUUGAGAUUGUUUAGGUGGAUUUGCGAUCAUUGAUUCCAUCGAAUAUUACGCCAAAAUGUGCGAUUCCUCAACUCAAACUCAUGAUCCAGACAGUAGAAGUAUCCCCUUGAUCCCAUUAGCUGAAUCAAAUGACUUCAAUGGUGUAGAAGACGAGAAGGUCACCCAAAAACGCUCAUAUUUCGAAAAUCCCACUGUUGCCCCAUUCCACUUGGGUGUUCCAAUGGGUGUCGAUUCGAAAACUGGAAUUUUUGAUUUCUCCUCAGAGCGGGAUCGGGAGAGAAAGCCAUUGCUAACAUCCAUGGUGAAAUUGCACGCUCCAACAUCUCACGCGGCAUCAGCGGAGCAACGUUUGACAUUUGAUGACAGUGAUAAUCGGGUUGAAGAUGAAGAUAUUGUUUCAACUGUCUGUGAAGCGAUUGUAUGCUCCUUUAACCAGACUGAAACUUGCACUAAGUAAGUGUUUCUAGAAUUCGGGAGGCUUGAAUCUAUAUUCUGAUUUUCAGCAUGGUCCACCAAUCCGCCUGGUUGAUAUCAAAUGAGCCAAUCGGAAAUCUGCUAACCGGGAUUCGAGGCGAUGCAUCGAUUCUACCCUACAAUCCAAGUAAGAAUCAGAUUUCCCCCGAACCUUUUUCAAGAAUCCGUUUUCAGAUGGCUCUUUCGCCUACGUUUCCGGGCCGCAUGAUCAAAUCCGACUUCAAACAAUCCCAUUCACCGUUGACAGAUCGGUGACAAUUGUUUUCAGCUACUAUAAGGCUGAUAAGAUUUCGCAUCUUCAAGCAAUUCUAAAACCUGCAGAUUCUGCGGAAAGAAUUGUGUUUGAUUCACCGAAAAUCACCAAGAAUUCGAGAAGAUGGUUCAGGGAAAGCUUGCAGGUCCCAGCUGGAAAUUAUGAUUACGUGGGUCACUUUUUGGAAGGUUCUAACUAGAAUCUAGAAUUUCAGCUAAUCUUCCGUGUCAAAAACCUGCGCGCUAACACAUUCAUCGGAAUCGAUGAGAUGUUUGUGGUUGACGAUCGUCGAAAAUCCUUCUGCUUUACUGCUCAUUAA
Messenger RNA from Caenorhabditis angaria, 1634 nucleotides. Lineage: Eukaryota; Metazoa; Nematoda; Chromadorea; Rhabditida; Rhabditidae. The record is from the annotation of a GenBank genome assembly.